AUGUUCACUUCAUUGACGCCAACAAAGACGUGCACAGCGAACCUCUCAAUCUCCAGUCAUUGCUACUGCUACCGGUGCGGCGACUCUCCCCUUCCGCACCAAUCUUACAGUGACACGACUGCCAGCGCGUUCCCUCUCGAACCAAACUCCACGUACGCUUCCACAGGAGAACCGGUCCACACGUUUCCGCACAUAUCCAUCGGG
Messenger RNA from Iphiclides podalirius (scarce swallowtail), 204 nucleotides. NCBI's taxonomy places the organism in Eukaryota, Metazoa, Arthropoda, Insecta, Lepidoptera, Papilionidae. The record is from the annotation of a GenBank genome assembly.